ACAACCUGCUGCUGAGGAGCCGCUGAGCCAAGAGUCCUGCACCUGCAUCACGGGUCAUGAAGACUUUGACAGUUUCUCCGUGUGUUGAGAUGAACAAUGAGACAACAGGUUCUGGUUCUCUGGUUGUCCAGCGGUUCUUCACCAACAGUCGGGAACGUUGCCGGCAGCAGAACGUUAACGGAGCAUUUGCCGAGCUGCGUCGGCUCAUCCCCACCCACCCCCCCGACAGAAAGCUUAGCAAGAACGAGACCCUGCGCCUCGCCCUCCGGUACAUCAACUUCCUGGGCAGGCUGCUGACGGAGCAGAACCUGGGGAAGGUCCCCCGGGGUCGAGCGGAGAGCCUGGAGCUAGAGGUAGAUAGGCUGCAGGGGGCACUGUCGCCACUCUCCAGCUGUGAGAGUUUGGUGGAGGGAGACUCUGACGGAAGAUCUGGGUCCAGACCUUCACCUUCAGCUGAUCAGGUCCAUACACACUGGGAGGUCCUGAUCCGCCAUGUUGGCUCACAGCUGGAACUCGUUUAAAUCCAGAACACGACUGUGUAUGUGUGUGUGUUCACUCUGUCAGAGUGUUGAUAUAAAGUUCUGUGUUGAAACAGAAUCGUCAGUAACCACAUGAAGUUUCUUUAAUGUUAAAGAAACAUUGGUGAUUUUAUUUUUAUUCUUCUAUAAAAACCUGUGGUUUGUCAUCGUAGCUAAUUUUCUUUCAUUGUUGAAAUUGAAAAUUGAAAAAUAUCUUUGUGUCGUGCUGCGUUCAGGUGCGUCUCAGAUAUUCGGACUCUGACGUCAUUAAACUUGUGAAGCUGUUACACCUGUGUCUCCUUCAUCAAAAAAGCCUUUACAGUAAGAGCAGUGAUGGGCUUUUAUUGUGAAAUCACGCAGUUUAAUUCAGCAAUGUCAGAAUACAGAUGGAAUGUGAUUGGCACCUGCGAUCCUCUGUAUCGGGGGAGGGGCUCUUGUCUCAGGCUGUUGAACGUUGAGUAACAUGUUCUCUCUGGUGUUGUGUAUUGUCUAUGUUUGUAUUACUGAACACAUUAAAGUGUCCUGUUUCAUUUGUUUGAAUGAAGCUAAGUUUGAUUUGUAAAAUAAAUGUUUUUAUUGAAGGUUA
This is a messenger RNA of Paralichthys olivaceus (Japanese flounder), 1104 nucleotides long. The record is from RefSeq and is a predicted model, not a curated record. Lineage: Eukaryota; Metazoa; Chordata; Actinopteri; Pleuronectiformes; Paralichthyidae.